Symbiodinium natans is the source of this 1359-nucleotide messenger RNA. The record is from the annotation of a GenBank genome assembly. Lineage: Eukaryota; Dinophyceae; Suessiales; Symbiodiniaceae.
AUGGCCGAUGCGGCAGUCUUGGAGCAGUUGGCCUCGCAGCUCGAGUGCGAGCACUCCCUGAAGGACCUCCAUGGAAGCCCCAGGAUUGUGGCUGCUCCACGCAGCGUCUCGGAUGUGGCCUCCUGUGUGCGAGCUGCCGGCAGCCUAGGUUGCUCUGUGAGCGUCGUGGGUGGGAACCAUUCGGGUUACGGCGGGUUGGGCGAUCUGGUGCUGGAGAUGGAGCACCACUUCAAUGCGAUUGUUGCAGACAGCGCCGCCGGCCGUGUCCGGACUGAGGCUGGUGUCAAGCUGAAGUCCCUUGCUGCCAAGGCUGCUGAAGCCGAACUUGCUGUUCCUCUGGGCACUGCACCAACAGUGGGCGUUGGCCUCAUUCUUCAAGGCGGUGUGGGGCACUCCACGAGGCGACUGGGCUUGGCACUUGAUGCCAUCCACUCUCUCCAGCUAGUCACGGCUGCAGGUGACGUGCUAUCAUUGGGCUGUGACUCCAGCGAUGAGGAGCAUAAGGACCUGUUCUGGGCUUUGUGUGGCUGCGGCCCCAACUUUGGAGUCGUGACUUCCUUCGAGCUCAACGCCUCCAAGCUCCAAAGUUGUCGACAAACGAGGCAAGUCUUCCACGUGCCUUCUGACCGCACGGCUUGUGAGGUCGCGCCGGCUGUGCGCGCGUACAUGCUCCGAUCUCAGUCCCUGCCGAGGGACUGCUGCUCGGACUGCUGCCUCUACAUGGCCGAUGACCCAGCGGAGCCUGGGAUGCGAGUGGGCAUCUACGACUUCAACUUCGGAUGUGAUGUUCCCCCGGUCGAUGCGGCAGGCGCCAAAUUGGUAGUAGAGCAGGUGGAUCAUGGGCUUGGUCCAAUCCAGCUCAUGGAGACGGAGCCCUACUUGUGUGAGCAACCUUUCGGCGUGGCGCACCGGGGCUUUGGGUCCAGCAGGCGCUUCUUUACCCGGGCACUGUUUUUCGCUCGAGAUGCCGAGAUUGGUGAGAUGCUGGUGGAGAGCUUGUCGAAGGCCCCAUCUCGGCACUGCUACUUCCACUUCCAGCACAUGGGCGGUGCCGUGGCGGACGGUAGCACUGGGAGCAGUGCAUUUCUUGCGCGGGAUGCAGAGUGGUCGCUCGUGAUCACGGGGUCAUGGGCCGAGGAUGAGGGUGACUGCACCCCAUGGGUCAGAGACGUGGUGAAGCUCCUGCUGCCUCUUGCGUUGGGAUGCUACGCCACCGACCUCGGAGCACAAGAUGUAGAAAUGGCAGGUCAGACUUUCGGCCGUAAUGCUGAGCGCUUGCUGGCUUUGAAGCAGAAGUGGGAUCCCAACAACAUGUUCAGACACGGUUUUCCGCUAUCCCAGUUGGGGAAGGCUGCAUGA